CUUCAAUUCCGUGCCAAAUAAAACUAACUCAUCCGAGUUAGAAACGAAGGGACUACUUACAUUUAGUUGUCCAUACUUCACUCAAAAAAGAUAGCAGUUUCUCCAACUUUUCAGGCGUUUCAACUUUCAAUGGAAGGAGCUCAUGAAAAGCUGCUGCACCUCACUUUGGUUCGACUAAUUCGUAUUUGCAUCGCGCUAAGAUUCACUAAAGAGAAACAAUUCCCUAGCCAAGAUUCGCUGUUCCAUCACAUCCUGCUGGUUGAAGAAGCAGAAGGAACAGAUACAUCUGAAAAUGCAAAAACCAGCAGACUUCAAUCAAGUAAAUUCAUAUUGUGGCUGCAAAUAUUUAUCUUCACAUUCUUCGCUCUAGCUGGCCAAGCAGUUGGAACUCUCCUGGGCAGAGUAUACUAUGAGCAGGGUGGCCAAAGCAGAUGGAUUGCUACAUUGGUACAAACUGCUGGCUUCCCUAUUCUUCUACCUAUCAUUUGCUAUCCUUCAGCCACAAAUCACAAUGAACGACAACUUAGCAUUCACCAGCCUUCUAUAUUUGUUCGUGCUUCAGUUUAUAUAUUCCUCGGUUUAUUUCAAGUAGCAAACUCUAUGUUAUAUACAGUUGGGGUACAGUACCUUCCAGCCUCUACAUAUUCUCUAAUUUCCGGUUCUCAAUUGGCGUUUAACGCACUCACCUCGUUCCUCCUCAACGGGCAAAAAAUCACGCCACUUAUAUUGAACUCUGUCGUGCUUCUCUCCUUUUCAUCCUCGGUCAUUAUGUUCCAAAACGAGUCGAGUGACAGCGGAGAAGUAUCUCAGGCAUCCCUCUUAAUAGGUUUUGCAGCUACCACUAUGGGGUCUCUUGGUUACGCGUUGCAGUUCUCUCUAACAGAACUCGCGUUUCAAAAAGUUUUCAAGAGUGGCUCGUUAAAAGUCGUCAUGAAAAUGUCGUUUUUUAUUGGUCUUUUCGUGACACUCACUUCCACAGCAGGGCUUUUUGCCAGUGGCAAUUGGAAGGAUUUGGGGAAGGAAAUGGGAGAGUACAGAUCAGGGAAAUUGGCAUAUGUUAUGAACUUGGUUUUUACGGCCAUUUCGUGGCAGAUGUAUGCUGUUGGUUCAAUUGGAUUGGUUUUCAAGGCGUCGUCCUUGUUCUCUAAUGUGAUCAUCAAUUUAGGAUCUUCAGUUGUGCCAAUUUUCGCGAUGGUGUUCUUGAAAGAUAAGAUGAGUGGACUGAAGGUGUUUUCGCUGUUAUUAGGAUUAUGGGGAUAUGCAUCAUAUAUCUAUCAACACUAUCUUGAUGAUUUAGAGGCAAAAGCAGGAGCUGAAACUAAAGAAUCAUCAGUUGAGGAUGAUGAUUUUGAGGCCUCCCUCAUUCAAGGAACUUAACCUCUGCGUCUAGUUUAUUAUUUAGAAUGAUAGUUUCCUAUAUAUGUUAGUUCAAUGUGUGUAAUGUUAUUAACUACUGCUGGAAUUAGUUGUUCGUAGAAAUUACUGUAUAUUGUGUAUUCUUACUGAUGAAUGGAAAUAUACAGCUCUAAGCUAUAAUAGAGAAGAUUUACUCACUGAUAA
Nicotiana attenuata is the source of this 1560-nucleotide messenger RNA. Its product is annotated as probable purine permease 10. The record is from RefSeq and is a predicted model, not a curated record. The transcript has 3 exons. Gene Ontology annotation, molecular function: purine nucleoside transmembrane transporter activity. Gene Ontology annotation, cellular component: membrane. NCBI's taxonomy places the organism in Eukaryota, Viridiplantae, Streptophyta, Magnoliopsida, Solanales, Solanaceae. The coding region runs from base 130 to 1377 and encodes 415 amino acids.